AGAGAUCUAGAUUAUUUCUAGAUCUAGAUUCUAUCUAAGAUUUAUUCUCGAUCUAAUCUAAAUUAAGUCAGUCUACUAGAUCUAAUAUAUUAUAGAUCCCUAUCUUUAAAUCUAUAGAUUCUAGAUCUAGUUGACUGUCUCUUUCUUAAUUUAGUCUUAGACUAGUUAGACCACUUGACUUAGCUUACUGACUUAGACUGACUCUUAGUCGGCUUAGUGACCAACUUAGUCACAACUUAGUGGGCUUAACGCGGCUUAGGCUUGGGGCUUAGGCCUAGCCUAGGUUUUUAACAUGAACCUAAUACCGUCUAGACUAACUUGUCUUGAGACUACUUAGAGUGAGGUUAAACUUGUCUUAGACGCCUCCUUAGUCACUGACACUAGACCUCCUAUGACUAAGUUCUAACUCUAGAUCGAGAAUUCGAGAUCAUUCAUCAUUGAUGAGAUCUAUAUUAUAUGAAAAAUAAACACUAGUGGAGUAGUGCCCAGGGGAGACAGAGUUAGAGAGUACAGUAAUAACUUAAUAGACAGUUUUAGUUGAAAAAUGAAUGCCUAUCAAAAAGUUAUGUUUGUUUUUUUAUAUGUGGGCUACUCCACUUUAGUCUAUGUAAGACAGUCUGUCUCUUUUGCAGCUCCUGAUAUAGCUGAGUCAGAGAAUUUAAGUAACACUGAUUUAGGUGUGAUCAUAAGCAGUCAACAGUUGGGCUACACUUUCAUUAAAUUUAUUGGUGGUACAUUAGCAGAUCUUCUAGAUCCUGGAAUUACUUUUACGGCAUGUCUAAUUUUAACAGGAUUGAUUUCAGCUACAUUUACUGCUGUGCAUACAGUUUCUUACUUUGCAACACUUUGGUUUCUGUGCGGCAUGGCUCAGGGACCAGCAUGGUCGGCAUGUGCUGUAUUACUGAAGCAGAAGUUCCCACCUGAUCAGUUUGCUACAUGGUGGAGUGUAUUAUCUACAUCAGCAAAUGUUGCUGGUACAGCUGGCCCCUUUAUUUCUCAGUAUAUUGUGAGUGUUUUAAGUUGGCAAGCCGCUUUACUGUCUGCUGCCUUAUCUUCACUUGGAAUCGGAGUAAUGUGUUACUUUUUCUUUAAAUUGUUGAAGUCGCAUCACUCAUAUCAACGAAUUUCCAAGGAAAUUAGAGUACAACCACUUAAUUUAUCCAGUUUGUUCAACCCAUUGUUGAUCCUGCUAACUGUAAACUAUUUACUUGUCUCUAUCAUUAGAGGAGCUUGCAAUGACUGGGGGCUGCUAUACAUGAUCAAGUACAAAGGCCAGUCACAUUUGGCAGGGAGCAGUUUCAUUGGCAGUUUAGAAGUCGGAGGCAUGCUUGGAUCUAUUUUGUCUGGAUACAUUUCUGACUACAUGGUUUCUAAGGAAUCAAAUACUGCCAGACCCAGACUACAAAUUAUCAUGUAUUUGACCUGCUUACAGACUGUAGGGAUGUAUUUGUUGAUAUUUCAUAUCAAUACGUUUUCCUACCAGAUUUUAAUCAACCUGUUUGGUUUUAUUAUUGGCUUUGGCAUGUACAGUGCCAUAUCUUUACUAGGAGUCGUAGCCAUGGAAACAGCACCAGAAAAUCUUUCAGGCACUGCUCAUUCUAUGGUAACUCUAGGAGGAAAUAUAGGUCGAGUGCUGGCUGGUUACCCUCUCAGUGUGGUUGCCUCUUGGACUUCCUGGCAUGAAGGUUUUGUCUCUGUACUACUAACCAGUGUUUUAUCUAUGGUUUUGUCUUUCUUUUGUCUCAAAGUUUUAAAAGUUAAAGAAGAAACUAAGAUUCCUUAA
Messenger RNA from Biomphalaria glabrata, 1783 nucleotides. Its product is annotated as glucose-6-phosphate exchanger SLC37A4-like. Bases 545 to 1783 code for a protein of 412 amino acids. The transcript has 11 exons. Gene Ontology annotation, molecular function: glucose 6-phosphate:phosphate antiporter activity. Gene Ontology annotation, biological process: glucose-6-phosphate transport; phosphate ion transmembrane transport. Lineage: Eukaryota; Metazoa; Mollusca; Gastropoda; Planorbidae. Gene Ontology annotation, cellular component: endoplasmic reticulum membrane. The record is from RefSeq and is a predicted model, not a curated record.